Molecule: messenger RNA, 1594 nt
Organism: Triticum aestivum (bread wheat)
Lineage: Eukaryota; Viridiplantae; Streptophyta; Magnoliopsida; Poales; Poaceae
Product: 5'-3' exonuclease
Exons: 6
Coding region: 74-1126 (350 amino acids)
Biological process (GO): DNA replication, Okazaki fragment processing
Molecular function (GO): 5'-flap endonuclease activity; DNA binding; 5'-3' exonuclease activity
Source: RefSeq, a predicted model, not a curated record
GCGUUUUCAGUUUCUUUCGGCCCCUUAUCCACAUCCGCAACCCCCACAUCCCCUUCCCACCGAAUCCAGCACCAUGCCAUUGCCGCUGCCCGCCGUGGGCACGGUCCCCGCGUCGGCGAUAGCUCCGGUCGCCGCCGCCGCGGCAGCAGCACCCCUUAGGUACCGUCCCAUACGACUCCGCGCAUCUCCCUCGACGGUUUCCUCCCCUUCAACCUCUGCGAUCUCCAGCCCGCCGCCCCCGCCGUCUGCGAGGCAUUCCCGCAAACACCUGGCGGGCAGAGGCGACGCCCCGGCGAGGCCCUCAAAGGGCCGGGUGUUCUUCCUCGACGUCAACCCGAUAUGCUUCCGCGGAUCCCAGCGUAGCCUCAGCGCCUUCGCGCGCUGGCUCGCGCUCUUCUUCACGCACGUCAGCCUCCGCGACCCCGUUGUCGCUGUCUUUGAUGGGGCAGGCGGGAACGAGUACCGGAGGCGGCUGCUGCCGUCCUACAAAGCGCACCGGACUCGCGGCGUAGGCACCGGUGCCGAUUCACGCGUGGUUGACGUGCUCCGCGAGUGCAAUGUUCCGGUUGUGCAAGUCGAUGGAUACGAGGCAGAUGAUGUAGUGGCUACCUUGACAGAGCAAGUAUUACAGAAAGGUUAUAGAGUUGUCAUUGCCUCACCAGACAAGGACUUCAAGCAGUUGAUAUCUGAAGAUGUUCAGUUAGUUAUGCCCAUUCCUGAGAUUGGCCGAUGGUCCUUUUAUACGCUGAGGCAUUAUGUUGCACAAUACAAGUGCGAUCCAACUGUAGAUUUGAGCCUCAGAUGCUUUAUGGGUGAUGAAGCGGAUGGUGUUCCCGGAAUCCAGCACCUGGCUCCUGGUUUUGGUCGCAAGACUGCAGUGAAACUACUGAACAAACAUGGUUCAUUAGAAAACCUACUUAAUACAGCUGCAGUUAGAACGGUAGGCAAGGAGUAUGCCCAGGAUGUUCUAGUCAAGCAUGCAGAUUACUUGCGGAAAAACUAUGAAGUUCUCAGCUUGAAGAGGGAUGUAAAUGUUCAGCUUGAUGACAGAUGGUUAUCAGCGAGGGACACUUGUAAUGACACCAGUGUGUUAUCUGACUUCAUUCUUAAAUUCAGCAAAGGAUAGAAGCUAAAUGGCAGGUUUCAGAGCUGGAACGAGCAGAGACCGUGUCUAACCAACCCACGCUGCUUUCAUCUCGUCGAACGAGAAGGUGAUGCUGGCUACAAGAUGCGGAGAUGUGGUCCAGGAGCAGGCCAGUACUAGUACGUGUGCAGCGUCACAGUGACCCAUCGUCUCACCCGAAGACGGGCACCGGACAUGCUAUCUCAGCUUUUUUGUCAUGCUAGUAGCAUAUCUUAAAGGAGCCAACAAAGAUUCAAUUCAAGAAGGGAGAGCAUCUGCAGGCAGAGAUCUGAUCUGAUCUGAUCUGAUGUAAUGUAAUCCUCGGAUGCUACUACUCGCUGCUGCUAAUUGAAUACUGCGUGUGUUGGUCUCGCUUCGUGGGACGCUGGCCAAAUCUAGCGAGGCUUUGUUGUGGCAUCGGAUGACCACCAGGCUAGACUGCGUAUGAUAAAUCUGCUCUGCUUGUUUGUA